CCUCUCCCCGGUCCCCGGUCCUCCGGGUCCUCUCCUCGGUCCCCCGGUCGUCUCCCCGGUCCUGUCCGCGGUCCUCUCCCCGGUCCUCUCCCCUGUCCCCGGUCCUGUCCCCGGACUUCAGCAGCUGUUACCGGAUCCCUUCUCCGCCUCCUCUCGCUCAACUGUGGACGAAUAACGGAGUUACCGAGAAGUGAAGUCCCGACCCGGCAGCAUGAAGAAGAACGGCUCCGGAAAACGGGUUCCGCAGGACUCUGCUCUGCAGAACCUUCAGCCCGAUAAGGUGGGCUGGAUCCGAAAGUUCUGUGGGAGGGGGAUCUUCAGGGAGAUCUGGAAGAACCGGUUCGUGGUCGUGCGAGGAGAUCAGCUGUUCAUCUGUGAGAAGGAGGUGAAGGAGCCGGGUCGGGCUGACGAGCUGUUUGAUCUUUCUGAUUACGAACGCUGUGAAGAAAUACGCAAGAACAAGAGUCGCAGCAAAAAGAGUCACAGCAAGUUCAGGCUGCAGCGCUGCAGCUCGCCAGGCAACACGGCUCCGAACCUGAUCUUCCUGGCCGUCAGUCCUGAGGAGAAAGAAUCCUGGAUCCACGUCCUGAACAUCUCCAUCACCAGAGCCAAGAACCGGAUCCUGGACGAGGUAACCGUCGACGACUCGCAGCUUUCUCACCUGACGCGAGAUCGAGUGAAGAUUCCUCACAACCGCAGGCUGCCGACCCGAGGCCACCUGCUGGCCGGGGCCUCCUCCUCCUUGGCAGAUGGGACCCUGACUCUGGACCUGAUCCAGGAGGAACCUGCUCCUUCAAAGGGAGCAGUGGUUUGCGAUGCGCUCCGGAUCCAGAUGGACUCAUGUCUCCUGAGUCCAGACUGUCCCAGGUCCAGAACUGAGGGCACUCUUUCUACCAGGACCGCUGAGGCUUCUGGGAAAUCUCACAGCCUUCCACGUGAGGUGGCGGUGGUGUGGGAGCAGACGCCUCGGCCAGCGAAGCGUCUGACGACCACAGAGAAGAAUCGCUGCGUCUCCAUGGACGAGAUCCUGUCCCAUUCAGAGACUCACGCUACAAACACAGAGACUGAGACCAGGUCCAGGACCAGGUCCACGUCGCUGGUCAACCAGCUGCAGGAGCUGAUCGGCCAGAAGCUGCAGAACACGGAGCAGCUGCUGACAGAGGUGCGGCGGGAGGCGAAGGGGGAGGAGCCGGCCGAAGCGGAGAAACUCCUGAAGGAGGCGGCGACUGCCUGGCGUCAGGCCCACGAGGUUCUGGAGGAGGUCAAGGAGCUGAGGGCAUUGUAUCGAGAACUGGACUCGUCUUCCCCCGGCAGUAAGAAACCAAACCCAGACAUCAGAACCUGAUGGGACUCGGUCUGGUUCAAACCGGUUCAGUCUGGACCAGAUUCAUUCAGGGUCAGGAGGAGACCGGUCCGUGUCACAUGAUGUGAAACGUUUUCCUAGAAGACCAGGAGCAGAAAUCCAGCUGAGGUCAGGAACCCUGUCCUGACCUCUCUGACCGGACGGAAGGAAAUGUGCCAACACAAUUUAGACCCAAUGAAAAUCCUCAGAGUCUUUGUCUCCUUCGUUUCUGAGGAGGAGGAGUUUGAUGAACAGACGGUACGAAGUCUCCAUCACACGGAGAAGGUUCUGACUUUUAAAUGGACGACGAUCCAAAACAGAUAAUAGUUGUAAGAUGAAGUUACAGGUUCAACAUGAUGGAGUUAGUGACAUUAUAUCUAGAGACAUCUAGUGGUGAAGUUGCAUAUUACAAUCAACUAAACCCGAAGGAGACAAGAACUGGGAGGAGCAGCAAACCAUGACGUGUAAAUUGUGUUAGUUUCCACAUCGUAAUUUAGGGAACGCACUCGGAAUUCUCUCCGACAAACGUACGUCACAACAUCUCAGAUUCACUGAAGUGAGAUUCAUGAGAUCUCUGGAUCAGGUUCGUUGCUCCUGGUUUGUUUCGGGUUUCAGUUAAAGAUCAGAAGAAUUUGUCCUUAAAUACAAAAACUUUAUUUACAGACACUGACGGAAACAAAUCACAUGAGGUCAAGAUGAAUUAAUUAAUUUAUGUUCUGAGGCAAAGUCAGUAAAAUCUCAUUAAGGGUAAAAACUUGCUGAGUCAUCACUCAUUUUAUGUUUCUCACGUCUGAUCUGUUUUUUUCUGACAUGAUUUUGAAAUGAUGAUCAGAGGCUCGAUCGUGAAACUUAGAUUUUAUCACAAUAAAGUAAAUUUGUAAAAUGGGAACUUUGACUUGAAUAAAAGUUUUAACCGUAAACGUC
This is a messenger RNA of Limanda limanda (common dab), 2266 nucleotides long. RefSeq names its product pleckstrin homology domain containing, family O member 1b (gene plekho1b). The transcript has 6 exons. Gene Ontology annotation, cellular component: muscle cell projection membrane; ruffle membrane. NCBI's taxonomy places the organism in Eukaryota, Metazoa, Chordata, Actinopteri, Pleuronectiformes, Pleuronectidae. The record is from RefSeq and is a predicted model, not a curated record. Bases 212 to 1345 code for a protein of 377 amino acids. Gene Ontology annotation, biological process: regulation of myoblast fusion.